AUGGUUGUAACGCUUUUCGUAACACGAUAUCUGAUCGCGUACCUCAAACAACAUCAUGAUACAUUUACAAUUGAAGGAGACUUUCGUGAAAUGACUGGUUUUGAUAAUCAACUUGGUGGUGAUCCAGAUGGAUGGAAAUUUUAUGCAUCUGAUGCAAUUAAUUAUUUCGAUCGAGCUAUUCGAGAAAAUGGGCAUCAAAAUAUAAUUUAA
Rotaria sp. Silwood2 is the source of this 210-nucleotide messenger RNA. The record is from the annotation of a GenBank genome assembly. Lineage: Eukaryota; Metazoa; Rotifera; Eurotatoria; Philodinida; Philodinidae.